Cannabis sativa is the source of this 1643-nucleotide messenger RNA. RefSeq names its product protein root UVB sensitive 2, chloroplastic. Gene Ontology annotation, cellular component: chloroplast envelope. Lineage: Eukaryota; Viridiplantae; Streptophyta; Magnoliopsida; Rosales; Cannabaceae. The transcript is spliced from 9 exons. The coding region runs from base 7 to 1272 and encodes 421 amino acids. The record is from RefSeq and is a predicted model, not a curated record. Gene Ontology annotation, biological process: response to UV-B; auxin polar transport.
AUAAAGAUGCAGAAGAAGAAGGAUUUAGAUAAACCAGCCCAAGCACCUGUUUACUGGAUUGAAAUAUCUGAUUCUGUAUCACGCCGCUGCCAAUUUGAACAUGACGGUCAACUUUCUGUGUCACUUGUUGAUGACUCGAGACCAAUAGCCCAUAGAGUGGUUGAGUCCUUUCAGAAUAAAUUUUUCCCCUCAGGAUAUCCAUACAGUGUCAACGAAGGAUAUCUAAGAUACACACAAUUUCGAGCGUUGCAACACUUAACCAGUGCAACACUCUCUGUGUUAUCAACUCAGUCACUACUGUUUGCUGCAGGCUUGCGACCCACUCCAGCACAAGCAACUGUAGUAAGUUGGGUCUUAAAGGAUGGGAUGCAACAUGUCGGUAAGCUCAUAUGUAGUAAUUUAGGUGCAAGAAUGGAUUCAGAACCUAAACGAUGGAGAGUUCUUGCUGAUGUGCUGUAUGACUUGGGCACGGGCUUAGAAGUUCUUUCUCCAUUGUGUCCACAUCUUUUUCUGGAAAUGGCAGGCCUGGGAAAUUUUGCCAAGGGUAUGGCAGUUGUUGCAGCUAGAGCAACAAGGUUACCGAUAUAUUCUUCUUUUGCAAAAGAAGGUAAUCUCAGUGAUCUUUUUGCAAAAGGAGAAGCCAUCUCAACUCUUUUUAAUGUAGUUGGGUUAGGAGCAGGAAUACACUUAGCCUCUACUGUUUGUUCUACAAUGCAAGGAAAGUUGAUUGUGGGGCCUCUUCUUUCCGUCAUACAUGUAUACAGUGUCGUUGAAGAAAUGCGAGCAGCACCCGUUAACACAUUGAAUCCACAGAGGACUGCAAUGAUAGUAGCAGAUUUUUUGAAGACAGGAAAAGUUUCAAGUCCAGCUGACCUAAGGUAUCGAGAAUCGCUCCUAUUUCCUGGGAGACUCAUCGAAGAUGCUGGAAAUGUUAAAGUAGGGAGGGCUGUACACAAGGUUGUUAAGCCUUCGAAACUUCACAAACUGAGACAAAUAUUCCCUGAGGAGAAGUUUCUCUUAAGUCAUGGUGGUAAAUGUGUGGACAUGGUAUUGAUGCACAAUGCAACAGGCGAAGAUGCCCUUCGGGGUUGGCUCGUUGCUGCAUAUGUUGCACAAAUGGAGAAGUCCUUCCAUGAACCAAGUGCUAGUGUCUUGGAAGCAUCGUACCAGAAGAUGAACGAUGAAUUCGGUCCAUUCUUGUCUCAACUCCAGGUCAAGGGUUGGCACACCGAUCGGUUCCUCGAUGGAACAGGUUGCCGUUUCGCUAUGUAAACUUAUACUGUUAUUAAAUAGAUGGCAAUCAAUCAUUUUGAGAGGAAAAAAAAAAUAUGUCUAGGAGACUCAAGAGUAAGAUUUUACUCUUAAGUAGAAUAGGAUGUAGUUGCAACUUUGCAAUGAAAAGUUUUGAGAUCUUAGAGCAUCUCCAACGGAGAGCUAUAAAUAUGGUGUAUUACUGUUUUUUAGAACAUUUUGCAAAAAGUUAACUCUAAUUGUGAUUUAAAAUGUGUGCUAAAUUUGGCCCAAGCUAAAAAUUGUGCCAAAUUUGGCACAAAAGAUAGCAUGUGCUAAAUUUUAGCUCACAAUAAAUGACACAUUUUUUAAUUACCUAUUUGCCAUUCAUUAAUACUAUUCAUUAAUCAAAA